Penicillium cinerascens is the source of this 1461-nucleotide messenger RNA. RefSeq lists its product as uncharacterized. The coding region runs from base 1 to 1461 and encodes 486 amino acids. NCBI's taxonomy places the organism in Eukaryota, Fungi, Ascomycota, Eurotiomycetes, Eurotiales, Aspergillaceae. The record is from RefSeq and is a predicted model, not a curated record. The transcript is spliced from 2 exons.
AUGCGAUGCACAGAGAAGUUGAUCUGGGUUCUGUCCCUCUUGGCCUCACCAUCCCUGUCGCAUGCCCACAAUGACGCUGCAGAUGUCUCCCCAAAAAAUGCCAACCACAUCUUCAACGCCAUCCAUUCAGCUCUAAGACAUUGGGAAUCAGGCAUCAAUCACAAUGGAGUUUCGUUUUUCCUCGCAAGUGUCCCAAACGGAACUCAAUUUUACCACGGCACCAAUUCGUCACAGCCGGAAUGGCUAGCCUUUGUCCCCGAGCAUGCAUUAGGAUUCGCUCAUCGCGGUGAGUGGCAAAGACCACACGACGGAAGGAAGCGAUCAGCCACUUUCGAGGCGCAGCAACCUCUCGAUCCAGUCGUGGGCAGCCAGGACCAUAUAGAUGGAACUAUCGAUGGGGCGUCAGACCCCAGCCGCCACGGAUACCUACACAUCUACGCCGCAGCAAAGGAUCUGCGAUUACUCUACGUGGACGGCAUGUCGGCCGGUCCUCGUGGAUCAAUGGAGUCUCAGGAUCGGAUAUUGUUCAAUGAUACCAUUGGACAUCCGAAACCGGGGCCGAAACCACCCCUUGGUGGACCGCCUCGCGAGCAAGAACGUGCCAUUGAAGCUUGCCGGAUGGUGAAGGAGGUAUGGGGAGAGAGGAUUGAUGGUCUUGUUCGGACAGAGCAAGGCUUUGAGAUUAUCCUUUGCGAGUUUAAGCGAGAUCUUAAUGUCGUUCAUAUCUCGCAGACAAAACCGCAGGAUAAGACUGACUCUGAUGACGAGACAAAAUACAAAUCGCAGAGGAAAGCCGAAAACCAGGCCGAUACCGACGGAGAGGGAAGGCGCAAACAGGAUACCAACUCUAAGUCUGAUAGCCAUCGCGGCCCUCGUGACCCUCAUGGUCCUCAUGAUCCUCAUGGUCCUCAUGGUCCUGAUGGUCCUGAUGGUCCUCAUGGUCCUGAUGGUCCUGAUGGUCCUGAUGGUCCUGAUGGUUCUGAUGGUCCUGAUGGUCCUGAUGGUCCUCAAGGCGACUGUUAUUCACUGGCGACACGACAUGAUCAGCUCAUCGGGCACAAAGUGCGUUUGGAUUUCGAUCAAUUUGUCACUGCUUAUACCUACGAUCUCGACCUGUUCCCUGACAAUGCAACACAACCGAUGUUGGAACAUAUCCCCACGGAACAGCUGGAGCCAAUCCGAAAGGAUAUCAGUCACAUGAUUAAUACUAUGGAACCGUCUCUCCAUGCCUUUGAUUGGCAGGCUGUUGCUGAUAUGAUUGUUACACGGUAUUCGGAUGAGUUGGAUACUCUUGCUAAGGGCCAUUUCGCAUCUGUCACUAUUCUCCAGGAGAGGCUUGAAAAGCUUCUUGAGCCUUUCCUUGAUUAUAGAGAUUUUAAUGCUAGUGAUGCUGUUGUUGACCGCUGCCAAAAUGAGUUUAUUCCCCAUUCGGCUCCGAACGCAGACUUCUUAAUUGCAUAG